GCUCCGGCGCUCGAGCUGAGAGCGCUCCAGGCCGCCCGGGCUCUCUCCCCCCGCCGCCUCCUGCCGCGGUGCUCCUCUGGCUGGCCUCAUUACCUCUUCCUUGCCGCGGCCCCCAAAUGACAGCUCGGGCUCCAGCCGCCGCGCGCGGGCGGUUCAGUGCACCAGGCGGCGGAGCCUUCUUUUGAGACCGAUUCUCUGGAGAACCGCUUAAACUUUUCUCCAAGUUCUUGGAGGGGCAAGACACCAAAGAACCAAGGAGUUACUUUCCAGUGGAGACCACAUCCCGCUUCUUCUCUACCAUAGAUGACUUUCCAGGGGACGUCUGCUAGAUAGGAGUCCCACUUUCCUUACAUGAGUGCCGCCUCCCACUUGAUGCUGGUUCAAGGCCAGGAAGUGAAGUGGGAUGCUUGUGUAUUUCGUUGUCAGCCUGCAGAACGUGUUUGAUGCUUGAUUUUUUCCUCUCUGACAUGUGUCAAGGAAUAAAGGCUGGAUACAGGUCCAUUACGUCAUUCUGCAGGCCAAUUUAUGAGGAAUCCAAGAUGAAUUUGGAGCAGGAGAGGCCAUUUGUCUGCAGUGCCCCAGGCUGCUCCCAGCGUUUCCCAACAGAGGACCACCUGAUGAUCCACAGGCACAAGCAUGAGAUGACCUUGAAGUUUCCGUCAAUAAAAACAGACAACAUGCUAUCAGAUCAGACCCCAACCCCCACGAGAUUCCUGAAGAACUGUGAGGAGGUGGGUCUCUUCAGCGAGCUGGACUGCUCCUUCGAACAUGAGUUCAGGAAGGCUCAGGAAGAGGAGACCAGCAAGCGGAAUAUCUCCAUGCACAAUACAGUUGGUGGGGCCAUGACGGGGCCUGGAGCGCACCAGCUGGGCAGUGCCCGGAUGCCCAACCAUGACACCAGUGUUGUGAUUCAGCAAGCCAUGCCAUCACCCCAGUCCAGCUCGGUCAUCACACAGGCACCGUCCACCAACCGCCAGAUUGGGCCUGUCCCAGGCUCUCUAUCGUCUCUGCUUCAUCUCCACAACAGACAAAGGCAGCCCAUGCCAGCCUCCAUGCCCGGGACCCUGCCCAACCCUACCAUGCCAGGAUCUUCUGCCGUCUUGAUGCCAAUGGAGAGACCAAUGUCGGUGAGCUCCAGCAUCAUGGGGAUGCAAGGUCCGAACCUCAGUAACCCCUGUGCUUCGCCCCAAGUCCAGCCAAUGCACUCAGAAGCCAAAAUGAGGUUGAAGGCCGCAUUGACUCACCACCCCGCUGCCAUUUCAAAUGGGAAUAUGAACACCAUGGGACACAUGAUGGAGAUGAUGGGCACCCGGCAGGACCAGACGCCGCACCACCACAUGCACUCACACCCGCACCAACACCAGACACUGCCACCUCACCACCCCUACUCACAUCAGCACCAGCACCACCCUCACCCACAGCCCCCUCACCAGCAGAACCACCCACAUCACCACUCCCAUUCCCACCUCCAUGCACACCCAGCACACCACCAGACCUCGCCACACCCGCCCCUGCACACCGGCAACCAAGCACAGGUUUCACCAGCCUCACAGCAGAUGCAGCCAACGCAGACGAUACAGCCGCCCCAGCCCACAGGGGGCCGCCGGCGAAGGGUGGUGGACGAGGAUCCCGACGAGAGGCGGAGGAAAUUUCUGGAACGGAACCGGGCAGCCGCCACCCGCUGCAGACAGAAGAGGAAGGUCUGGGUGAUGUCACUGGAAAAGAAAGCAGAAGAGCUCACACAGACAAACAUGCAGCUUCAGAAUGAAGUGUCCAUGUUGAAAAAUGAGGUGGCCCAGCUGAAACAGUUGUUGCUAACACACAAAGAUUGCCCGAUAACAGCCAUGCAGAAAGAGUCACAAGGAUAUUUAAGUCCGGAGAGUAGCCCCCCUGCAAGUCCUGUCCCAGCAUGCUCACAGCAGCAAGUCAUCCAGCAUAACACCAUCACUACGUCCUCGUCGGUCAGUGAGGUCGUGGGGAGCUCCACCCUCAGUCAGCUCACCACUCACAGAACAGACCUGAAUCCAAUUCUUUAAAAUGUAUGGGUCAGACCUUGCCUCCAAGAAGAGCUGUGGCAUACCAUGCAACCUUUUUCAUAAGGGCAUUUUUAGAAUUCACUCAGACCUGGAAGACGCCUCAGCCCUUCAAAGACUGGCUUUCAUUUUUAUAGUUAUUAUGGAAAUGUUGUCUUUUAUACUUAGUUAUAUAAGAAAAAAGGGAGUUAUGCAAUUAAUAUCUAUCAGCUUGGGAAAUGCGUUGGUGCUUUUCUCCAACUUUCUGGUACCAGUUACUUGUUUAUAAAUGGAAUCUUUUCUGUAUAUAGCCAUAGCUUCAUUCUUAUCAGUCCAACCCUUUGCUUGAAACAAUGAACCUUGUUAAACCACAGCUUUUAGCCAAAAUAAGGUAUACCUAGAUGUCAAGUGAGAUGAAUCCAAGGUAACUGGGUAGGACAUCUGAUGAUAUCCUAACUCAUGUUGAGUUUGCUCUGUAAUGUCACCAGAAUCCCAGAUAAACACCCAGCCCUCCUGACGACUCUUUAUUUCUUUUGCUAGAAUAAAUACUAUGGUCCAUUGAUGCCCUAAUAAAGCCACCAAGCAUCUCUCCCCUCUUCUCCACCUCCUGUCCUACCUCUUGCUCUUGUUCUCCUUGUUCCAAUGGUCCACUUUUCCUCUCUACUCCCACUCACCUGGGUUCCCUGCUUACCUUGCUCUUCAUUUUAACAUUCUUCUGUUUCAUUACUUUCCCCUUUAGCAAUACUUUGGAUAAAAAAAAUUAUGUUUAACUAAAAAAAUAUCAAAUCUUGAAAAUGUGGACCUAACUGUUGCCUCAUUUGAGUUUAACCCACAGCUGGAGUUCAUUCCACUCUUGCUUUUCACAAAAUGGUAACCAGGAGAUGUUUAAUGUGCCUGAUUUAAUGUUUUUAAUAAUCAGAACAAAUAAAAGGUGGUUUGGUUAUAGGUGAAGUACUAUUGAAUGCCAGCUGUGGAGACACUAGGGAAGAGAGGUUUAUAAGCCCAGAUUGUGGAAGUUCAAAUUAGGAUGCAGGGCUAUAACAUCACACCUUUGAAUUACACCUGGUUUUAUAUGGCCUGUCUAUAAUGUCAAAACUCCAUGCACUAUAUAAUAAUUCAGAAGGGCUCUAUUCACUACACAGAUUAUAUUGUUCAAUCAUCAGCUGCUAAUAGCCUAAGAUUUAUUAUUAUUAUUUUUUGUAAGCCUGUGGAACGAGCACUGCUUUUCCGGUGGGCAAAAGCAGACUCAUUCCUAAGAACCAGAAAGCAAGCAAGCCCGGUGUUUCUGGAGGGUGCCCUCAGCCCGGCAGCACAGCAAUGGCCUCCUUGGCUGUGACUGAGUCCCAUGGAAGUGGCCAGGCUGCUACAUUCUUCUGAGGAAUUCUGACUUAUAGUCCCAACAGCUUCUGUGGACUUGCCCAUUCAGAAAAGCAGAGAGAACCUGAACCACAGUCGUGCCUCCUUGAAAGAAGCCAUUCUACUGUGCUAUGUUUUAAUAUCAUGUUUCACAAAUAAUAGGGGUAAUGUUUCUUGCUAGUGGUCUAGUCAGUUGCUAGUCUGUCUGAAUACUUCACCUCCUAACGUGUGCAUUUGUGUGUGCGCAUGCCUGUGUGUGUGUGUGUGUGUGUGUGUGUGUGUGUGUGUUUAUGAACAAUGUGGGUUUCAAAAAACAGUAUUUUAUAGAAGGUGUCACUUUUAUAAGAGUUCACUAAGGGAAGGAUGUGCUUUUUCUCUCACUAUAGUUUAAAAAUCUAUUUUGGAGAAAAAAUAUGAGGUCUAUGAAGCAUGAUUUUUAUAACUAGUUUCAGUUUUAUCUACUAACUUACUUUUUAAAUCAAUGUUUAUCAGCAAUAUUUCCAUGUAUGCAGUGGUUUUGAGAGACAAUUUUGGGUGUUUAGUAAAACUUAGGACUUGGGAUAUGUGGCCUAAGAAUCAAACAAAUACAAAAAAGUAAAAUACAAGUGAGAAGGAUUUUCUAUUACAUUUUAGCAAACAUAUCAUUUUCAAGUAUUUUAAAUAUUAUGCUCAUAUUGUUAUUUUUCUUAAUUCUAACAGCAACAGAAUGGUUUGGCCUGACUGGCUUCCUAAGAAAUAUUUAAGAAUUAGCUUUAAAAAGGAGUUAAUAUUUGUAACUCUUUUCUUAAAUCAGAAUAUCUUUUUCAAUAUUCCUUAUUUAGAUCAUCUAUGUGUCCCACCCUCACAAAAGACAUAGGAAGAGGCACUAAUAGAACUGAUGGAUUUAUUUUUUUUUUUAAUUUUAGGUUGUGCUUUAAGUAAAAAUCAAAAAACUUUUUUUAAAAAUUUUUACUGCAUGCAUAGCACUUAAUGAAAUGGAUUUUUACAAAUUCACUAGUAUUGUCAGAAUGUCCAGGGAAAGAUCUGUCACUAAAAUUAUGAUUUUAAUUUACUUCUGUUUCACCUUAUGAUUGAAAUAUUUAGCUGUUAAACUGAAAACUUUUGUAGUUAAGAACUUACCUGAAUUUUCUUAACUCAGCAGCUUGACAGUUUGACCGAAGUGCAUUAUUCAUAGCUCAAUUAUGUCUGUUUUUUAUGCUAAGUAGGUAAGCCAACCACGCAAGUUAGCAAGCCUUGCUCAACAUGUAAUCAGAGGAAGCUGCCUUCGUGAUGGCUGAGGUCCUUUGAGUAUGUUCAUUCAAGAGUGAGGCAUAGUUGAGGAAGCGGCCGGCUUGUUGGCAGUGCUUCCUUAGCUCCCCAAAGAAGAAUUCCUAAGCCAAAUCCAACACUGGGCUUUCCACACGAAAGAUUCCCCCAAAGGUCCUGCCUUCCCCAGAUCAUAGAACCUGCCACAAAUCCAUUCCUGUACUGCUCACCCUGCACCUUUGGCCAGUGUAGGAGAAGAUCUUUUUAGUCCUCUUCUCUUCUCCAGCUAGUUACUGUGUCACCAGUUCGUGAGUCACUGGUAGUGGCUUUCAGAGCACCCAUCAUAAGGAGGGAAGGAAGGCAGCUGCCACCUUCUUUGUAUGUGGCUUGCUUAUCACAGAGUCUGCCUCUGAAGUCCCUGCAAACUGCCUGGGCACUUCUCCAGUGUCUCCCCUGACUGAUGUUCACAAUUUAGCUAGUACACCUGAGAGCUUUGCUGCCAGGUAAAUCCUCCCUCCGUAUCCUCAUCGUUUCUCAUUCUCAUGAUUCUCAGCCUAUGAUGCUGGGCCCAGCAGGGUGAGAAUACCCGCCAUGAAUGAAUGCACUAAUGUGAGAGCUCGUGGUCCUAUGAGGUGUCCUCCCUUUGUGCUCCUAUUCAGACUGUUCCUAUCCCUCAGCCUGUGUGUGCAGGUCCCCAUCUCAGCACAACCUGCAUAGACCGUGGUGUGUGCUGUUACGGCAUAUAGUAAUUAGGAUGAUUUACUUGGAGAUAAUACUCCUUGGAGCCUGUCUAGUCAAUAGAUAACAUGCAGUGCAUAAUCUGAGAGAGGUGCCAGUAGUGAAUGUUCAGGUGGUGGUUGCCUGCCAGUAAAGUAAAUUUUAGUGGGUUAGUUCAUCAUUAAAGUCAUUAGCCAGCUAUGGGAAAAGACCAGCCUUUGGCUGUGUUUUUUAUAAUAUCAGUAAUUGUUAUAAACUAGCUUUCCAAUUAGGAUAGAAUGUGCUUCUUUCUGAUUAAUAAAAUCAUCUAAGAAAAUAUAUAUGUAUGUGUGUGUGUACAGUGGAAUUCAAGGACCAAAGCAAAAUUUGAACAGGAAUCUAUUAAUUUAGAAUUUUAUAAGAUAUUUAUUAAUAAAUGUUAUUUUAGACAUUCCAUUUGAACAGUAUUCUUCUGUAGGAUCUACAUGUUUCUAAGGAAUUAAUUCAUAAUAAACUACUCUAGUUUUGUGGAUUUCAUUUUCCAGGGUUUCAAAUGGCUAUUCUCCACCAUGUGUUGGAAGCAUUUGCUUAGAUCUCUGUGAAUAGAUAGACCUUUCAAGACUUUUUAUAGCUCUGUGAGUUAUUUGUUAAUUUACAUUCUGAGCAUGGUGUUUUUUAACAUUUAUUUCUUCCUUAGUCUUUAAACUCUUUUAUUUAGAAGCAGAGUUCAGCUAAAGGGAAUCAGAUUAUAACUGGAACAGCUUUCUUGAAAGUGUCAAAAUGACUCCAUCUCCGCUUAUCUCCACUGCCCGUUCUAUCUCCCAGAAUGCCUUGCACUACUCAGCUAGCUCCCUUAGAGCUGCCUGGACUCUCCCGAGCAACGUGCACCAGCUUCAAGCCAUUCAAGUGAUAUCACGCAGCAUACCUGAGAAGGGAAAGGGGAGAACCCAUCUCAAUUUGAAUCAAACCGUGCCUAUGCGAACAGUAACAAGUUAGAAUCUCUUUUCUGCUUUUAAAAUAAUUUAUAUUUUAAAAUUGCACUUUAGCUUUUUUGAUCCCUUCCCAAUUGUCUUCUUCUCUUUCUAACCUCCAUUCUGUACUUAAACUUGCCUUUACAACUUUUGCACCCUUCCUUGAAGGCUCUGAGCUGCAUCCUUUAAAAUACUUUACAGAAAACUUGCACCAGGUACAUUUGCGUGCAUUCAUUAGUAGCAUAUCUAAGAAAUGUGUCUCACAUCAGCUUAGGUGGAAGCCUGCUACAGGAAUGCUAAAAGCCAAUAUACAGCAUCAUUUUUUCUCUUUAUCCCUUUGUCCCCAGCAUGUUUUUCUAAACAGUGAUAUAUUAUGCAACGGAUUGGGAGGCAAAAGCUAAGCCACACUAAAGAGCUUUCUAGCUCAUCCUCCAAGCCAAAGUGUCCUGAAGAAGCCAGGAGACUUCCUCUUGUGCACCAUGGUGCACACUUCCCUGUUGUCCCAGCCACGGUCUGUCUGGGGCUGCUCAAGCAACAGUGGCCCUAUCCAUUUCAUUCCUAGGCCUCAAAAAUACAAUGUUGCCUUGUAUUAAGGACAGCACCUCUGUUUUACAAUUAUGUCUAAGACAGGAUAAGACACAGGAGCAAUAAGCUUACAAGUAAAAUUCAGUAACAAAACAAACACACAGCGAAAACUUAAAAACAAGCAACCUAGUUCAUCAUGUUGUGAAAACGAAAAUGUGUAAGAGUGCAUUCAAAGUAUCUUAAUAUUUCUUGUGGAGUUUUACAGUGAUGUCAUGCUGUAGCCAAAUAGCUUAAAGAGUGUUUAUAUAUUUUUGCCCUAUAAAUCAUCUAUUUUUUUGAGGAAAAGAAACUUAUUUAAGUGCAAGCUAAAGAGGGGGCUAAAGCCGAAAUGCCAGUAUUUGUGAAGACAUGAAGGCCCUUCCGUGGCCCUCUGAUACCUUUCAAAUUCUUCUUCAUCAAGGAAUCAAUAAUCAUCAACAGCUACAUUUAAACCAAAUUACAAUAUUUUGUUUAUUAGAAGCUAGAUCCUACAAACUAAGCCACUGAAGGUUUUCCUCCAUCAAGGUUUAUAUCACAGAAUUUUAUAGGAUUUUUUUUAAAGAUAAAAUCGUUUAGCCUCAGGACUAAGAAUGUGGGACCUGAAUAAAUUAGCUUUAAAUACAUCAUUAAAAUCUUCCACACAAUAAACUCAUUAGACACUAGCUGGCUCUUUUAGAAUGCUACUCAGAUAGAAAAAGAAAAUGAAAGGUAUCAGUGGUGCCCAAGGGGUAAAGAGAAAAGGACCCUCCGGCUCAGCCAGCAGACAAGAAGACUGGCUGCCACCCCUUUUCCUUCCACAAGUUCUGCCCAUCUUCUCUGCUUCACAGAGAGGAGCGCACGCUCGCUGCCUUUGAGGGUGGGUUUUGAGAAAAAGGUAAGCUCAAAAUGUCCUUCUUGGAAAGGACAUAGGGUAUGGGAUCUUCUGAAAAGGCCCAGAAAAAAAAAAAAAAAAAAGCUCCAUUCAGACAAAAUGUUCUAGGACAAUUGGAAUAGAAAUAUUGUCCAAAAAAUAAUAGAUAAAAUGUUUAGCACUGUGUAAAAUAUGUGUUGACUGAAGAAGUUCCCCUGAAAAAGGUGCUGUCACUUUAAGUUGUGGACUUGGGGCUGUUUGUUAUUGUAAACAGCAAAGCAUUUGUGUUUGUCUGUCUGUCUGUAAAGCAACCACCUUCCUACUGGAAGGAGAAAAAAAAUCUGGGGGGUACAUAUGUGUAAAUAUUUGCUGCAGCAUUUAAUAUGUUUAAUUUUAUGUUAAGCUUUUUGUUGCAUUGUGAACACAUUUAUUGCUAUAAGUGGACAAUGAGUUCAUUAAGACUGUUCAACUAGGUCAGAUUUUUACAUCUCUUUCUAGAAAAAAGAGACAAGAUUUUGUGCAUUUGUACAAAUGUUAAUAUCACUGCAAUUCCAAUAUAAUAAAGCACUCAAAUGCAAA
Jaculus jaculus (lesser Egyptian jerboa) is the source of this 8273-nucleotide messenger RNA. RefSeq names its product cAMP responsive element binding protein 5 (gene Creb5). Gene Ontology annotation, molecular function: cAMP response element binding; DNA-binding transcription factor activity, RNA polymerase II-specific. The transcript is spliced from 11 exons. Gene Ontology annotation, biological process: regulation of transcription by RNA polymerase II. The record is from RefSeq and is a predicted model, not a curated record. The coding region runs from base 444 to 2036 and encodes 530 amino acids. NCBI's taxonomy places the organism in Eukaryota, Metazoa, Chordata, Mammalia, Rodentia, Dipodidae.